AAGCAGAGCUGUAUUCAUGGUUUCCCCUCCGUAAGAGAAGUGCAUUUAGAUAAGACAAAAGGAUUUUACAGAAAGAAAGAAGCAAAGGAAGAAAAAAGAAGGAAAGAAAAGAGAGGGAGAGAGAAAGAGGCUGUACACAUUUAACAGGAUUUUUCUAAAAGCAUUCCAACAAUCUGAGGAGGAGUUAUCUCAGAUCAGCAUCUUGCAAGAUGUUUUACAAGGACUCAGCUCACUGACCUCUGAUGAAGAGAUGGCUUAACACGGAAUAUUUUUGCUGCUUUAGAGCAAAAUUCUUUCUUCCUUUAAGACAGUUUUUUUCCUGACUGAAGUAACUUUAAAGUCACUUUUCAAAGAGAUUUCAGCACCUCCUUUGCAGGAUAUGUGAAUUUCAAAGAUAUUUCUUUCAUCCUAAAAACCUUUAAGGCAAAGUGCUUUUUAAAGUUCACUGGAUGUAAACAAACCCCAGACAAGCAUUAACCCUUUACUUUAAAUUAUAAAUGCUUUUGGGCAACUAAUUUAUACUUUAAUUUAUUAAGCUUUGAAAAGACAGCUGUUCACGCUAGCUGUUGAAUUUGAAGUUGAUUCUGUGUAAAUUGAACUUCUGGUCAAUGAACAGUUUUUAGGCUUCAGCUGAAUUUUCCCACAGAUUUGACAAGCUGCUGUUGUACAGUUUGCACAGAUAUUUACAAUUUUAGCAUCUGGGUGGAAGAGAGAAAAAGAAGGAAAGACAGAUGACUCAGAAAGAAGGAGGAACAGAGCAGGGGCGCCUUAAAACUGAGGAAAGCCUAGGGACCAAAACCAUGGCUGGGGCCCCCAUGGCUGGUGGAGGAGUGGUGGUGGAGGUUCGGGAGAAGAAGGGAACUCUCCGGGCUGCAAUACCCACAAUGCCUUUCCCCGUGGCUGUCAUUUGUCUUUUCCUAAACACCUUCAUACCUGGGCUUGGAACCUUCGUCUCAGCGUUCACCGUGCUGUGCGGCGCACGCAGCGAGCUGAUCGCAGAGAGAGGCGUGUGCUGCGUGUUCUGGCUCAACGUGGCAGCUGCCCUCAUCCAGAUCCUGACAGCCGUCAUAAUGGUUGGAUGGAUCAUGAGCAUCUUCUGGGGAAUGGACAUGGUCAUCCUGGCGAGAGUGACGCCUGAACUGGCUCCAGCACAGAGAAAGAGUCUCUAUCCCCCCAGUGAGCCGAGGCAGCCUUUGAAUUAGUGCAGAACUGCCUCCUUUGUGAACAUGCUUUCUGACGGCUGUAGAGACCAAGGUAUCCCUCAAGAUGUUUGAGAUGUGUCUCUCUCACAUUCACUGACGGAUCGUAUGAAGCUGGCCCAACAAAACCACGAUGAAGGAAACCUUUUAACGACUUCUAACUUGAUAUUGAGUUGACAACAGCGUAUGGCAGCGACGUGUAAAAAAAAUGGAUAUGAAUUGACUGAGGCUGGCUGCUGAUUUGGUCGACACCAGACUGUGUUUGUGUUUAUAUUUAAAAAGAAUUUGGACAUUUAAAACAAAAAAAAGAUCAUUGUGUUUUAUCUAAGUGAGAAAGGAUUUUCUUGGCUUUUGUUUUUGUCAAAAAGGAAUAACUGCUAGUGCUUCAGCAUUAGCUUGAAAAAAUUGUGAAAAUCCAGUGAAAUUGUAAAUCCAACAACAACAGCAAAAAAUUACUUCAUAUGAUCAUAUGCUGUUUGUGAAAUUUGACAGGAGGCCAAAUCGUUGUUUCCACUGCUCAACUGGAAGCUGAGCAGCUGUGUGUUACAUUAUCUUUGGUUUCUCUUACGAGGUUUACUCUCCGCUUGUAGAGCUUUAGAUUAGCACAGGCUAGGGCAUUAGCAUCUUCUACUUGUACAUUUUGCAAUAUUUUUAAUCUCCCCAUUAAAUUUCACCACUGCUUAAAAAUCUCUUAGUGCUUUUUAUUGUUAUCAUGAUUAAAAGAAACAAACCAUUCAGUGGCAAACUAACAGCCAGUGCUAACUUUGUUAGCACAAGCUAAUGCUAGCACUUCACAGAAAGUGCUAGCAUGAACUCAGUGCAUUACCAAACAAACACAUCUUUCUCAAAUGUGUUUUUUAACAUUUAAAACUAUACUCUUUUUUUAUUAUUAUUUUAAUAAAUUCAUUACAAAAAUGUUUGCUAAGCUGACCUUGGUAGUUCAAAUAUGCUUGUUUAAGUUUUCUUUCCAAAAGGAUUCAUCUUUCCUCAUUAUUUGAUUUGAAUUUUCACACAUCCUAAAUGUGUAAAUCUGUGCCAAUGGGAUUUUACACAUUAUUCAAGCUUCAAAUCUAAUUAGCAAGUCUUAAAAUAGCAGCUCAUUGCGCUUGACGAGGCCACAACCCCGUCUGUCACUUUAAAGAAAAGACUAAGCCUGAGAGAUUGUGGUUGGUUACAGGUCUGCACUGUCAUAAAUACAACACUCCCAAUGUUGGAGACUGAAGAUGGAACGGUAACCACCAAAGGAAUCUGAGAGGGCAUUGGGUUAAAAGUGAGAAAAGUCUAUAAACUAUUCUCAAUCAUCCACCAGAAGGUUCCCUUGGAAUCGUUGCUCUGAACAAGAGCUUUCUCAUGGUCGCCAGAUAGUGGCCUGCGUUGUUGGUUUGUUUCCAGGAACUUUAUCAGAGGUCAAAGAGCAUUCUGAAACCAAAUAGCUUCACCAAACUUGAGCAGUAAAAACUCCAGGAUCCAGAGCCAGAUCAGGGUCAAAAGCUAAUAACGUCUGGAUCUGCCUCAUAUUCAUACUGUCUUGUUUAUUAUUUUUGAGUAAGUGCGCCACUGGGUCACUUUGGCUUGACUGCGAUUAAAAGGAAUGCCACAAAUCAAAACCUCUGUGAGCUUGUUUGCUAAAAAUGUUUAAAAAGUACGUAAAGUGUGCUCAGAGGUCAAGCAUGAGCUGACUCGAGCCAAGUGAAAGUUUGGGUUUUGAGUUUACUUAGCAAAUUUAUUCUAGAUAAUAGCCUGUUUUUCUAUUUAAAUCUAUACACAAGCUGAGAAUAAUGUGAUACACCGUGGACACAGAUUAUCACAGUUUGCUGCUUUGCAACUCAUAGGAUCUGAUGAAGUUGUAACUACUCCAAUUAACACAUAGCAACAGUGUGAAUGUAUUGAAAUUUGAUAGUGUUUUAUUCAAAAUAUAUUUGUAUACUGAACUCAGAGUUUCUUCAUUUGGUCAAAGCAUAGUGUCAUUUUAAAACUGGCUAAUAAUCCUGGCAUUAACAGAUAUUGCUUCCUGCCACUGUAACAUAGUAUGUUAAGUAGUGGGGUAUUAUGCAGGACAGACAAAACGGCUAUAAAACAUAAUGAUUAAAUUAGUAAUUGUGUCAGCUGCAUCAAACCUAAUGUGAAUAUUUCAGGUUUAGUUCCUGUACAUUUUAUGUGUUGUCUGCAUUUUUAACCAAAUGCCUUUUCAAUGCCGUGUUUUGUAUAUAAAACAAAACAAAACCAUGUUUUUAUGUCUUUUUAUGUUGUACAGUGUUUAUAUGCAAGAAAAUGAUAAUGACAAUAACGAUGAAUGAUGUCUGUAAAGGUGAUAUUAUUCUAUGCCUUACAAUUGAUCCAUGUUCUCUUAAGUGAGUGUUACUGACGUGUCUUCAUUUUAUUUAGAUUUAGAAGCAGUUUAAGCAUCCAGAUCAAACAUAACACUGUAAGUAUAUAUUUAGUAACUUCUGGUAUGUGUCAUGGGAGUCCUUGUAUCGUUGUUUAAUAAUGACGUUGUGCUAGAGUUUUUGGCCAUGUAGUGCUGUGAAAAAGUAUUUGGCUCCCUCUAUCUUUGCUUUUCGGUUACGUUUAAAUAUUUUAGAUGAGCAAAUUUUCUAUUAUUUUUUUUUUGUCAGACAAAGCUAACCUGAGUAAUUACAAAAUCUUGUUUUUAACUUAUUAUUUUGUGUUUCAAUGGAAGAAAGCUACACAAAACAAGCUGUUGGAUUGGACAGCUUUUGUCACUUGGCUCCAUAGAAUAUUUUCUUUAUGAGUGGACUUUUUUUUUUUUUGCCAUCAAUUGAAUGCAUAUAAUGAUGUGUGCUUGCAAAUACAAAUGGAGAUUUCAGAACUUUAAGUCAGAGUUUCAGCUUAUUUCUGUGGCACUAGGAUAAACAUAAGCAGCUUGAGGAAUCAUGCAAUAAAUAGUCACCCUAAUAUUGAACUUUCGUCAUUUGCAGCUCAGUGUGUGUGGACAUUAAUUACUGAAUUAUGCAUGUUUUUUUUUUUUCUAUUGAAAUCACAAAUGUAUUCGUUUUUCCUGCUCGUAAAUUCAACCGCGGUGGGGACAAGAGCGUUUCUGUUUUUCCUGCAGCAACCAUGUGGUCAGCCUUAGCUUCAGUUGUAUGUUCAGUUUUUUUAUGAUUGCAAAUAAAGUGUGAAUUUAU
Messenger RNA from Xiphophorus maculatus (southern platyfish), 4345 nucleotides. It is a transcript of the gene stum, whose product is annotated as stum, mechanosensory transduction mediator homolog. Bases 732 to 1202 code for a protein of 156 amino acids. The record is from RefSeq and is a predicted model, not a curated record. The transcript is spliced from 5 exons. Lineage: Eukaryota; Metazoa; Chordata; Actinopteri; Cyprinodontiformes; Poeciliidae.